AAACAUUUCUGGAAUGGACGUUUUUCCUAUGAGUUUAAAGAUUGGACUGAAGGUUCAAAUUAUCUAUUGGACGAUAUUGACUGUACUGGAAGGGAGGCAAAUAUAUUAAGUUGCAAGCAUACGUCCUGGAAUUCUCAUAAUUGUGACCAGAAACACAGAGAAGACGUUGGGAUUCAAUGCUUGCCAGAUGAAAUGGCUCUCACAUUGGAAGGUGGAAACAACGAAAAUGAAGGUAUAGCUCAGAUUUUGUUGGGGAAACAAAGAACAAACAUAUGCAGUUUGGGAUUUGAGCGUGACGAUGCCUUUGUCUUUUGUCGAGAAUUAAUGAAUGAUUGCAGAAAUGUUAUAGUAGUAUCAGGAACCCAGUACAGCUCAUCAACAGAAUACAUAUACCAGGAGGCGUUCCAUUGUAAUGGUAGUGAAGCAAAGCUAAUAAACUGUCCUCGCUACUCCAUAAAAUGUCCAAGUGAUUUUAAAGUAGCGGUUGUCUGUGAUCCAACGCUUCCUUCGGUGACGUUAGAAGUUCCAUCUCCUUUGAUAGUUAACGAACCUGUGAACUUGACAUGCACUGCCACCGGCGGAAGCCCAUCUCCUAAUAUUUGGUGGAACUGUUGUAAUGAUAAUAACCGAACAUAUGUUAUCCAAUCUGAGAACCAGAUCAAGUCAGUUUUAGAAAUAAUUCCUUCGCGGAGAUGUAAUGCCGCCACAUGUACGUGUUUUGUUCAUCACACAGAAACUACAUUUCCGGAAAUUCAAAAAGCAGAAAAACUUGUAAUAUAUUAUCCUGUCAGAGAUGGUUUAAAUGUAACUGCUCCACUUCUUACUGAACACCAAUCUAGCAUAUUGACAUGUGAGGUUUCUGACGGCAAUCCCUUGCCUGACAUUUGGUGGACAUGCAGUGGAAUACCAUAUGAUAAUGUUACAUCGGUUGUCACACAUAAUUCAUCUUCUUCGACCUUGUUUUUGACACCAACUGUUGAUUACCAUAAUAAAACUUGCACUUGUAUUGGGAGGCAAUUCAACACAACGUUUGAAGACAUAUCUGAACCCACAGUAUUACGUGUUUUAUAUUCAGUAAACGAGGUGGAAGUAUCCUCUACAAAUCUAAUUGUGGGAAUUCGAUCUUAUUUGAUUUGUCGCGUAACCGGCGGAAAUCCAGAGCCUGUUGCAAAAUGGAUUUGUGAUGGAAAGUUUCAAAAAUCUUAUGAAAUUAGAUCAUUAGAAGCCGUAUUAGCACUAAUGUCAUUUAUUCCGACCUCAGCUCAUCAUGCUCAGCAGUGUACUUGUGUUGUUAGCCAGCCUGGAACAAAUUUCAAAGAAGUUCAUCAAUUAUUAGUCUUACGUGUAACGAGUCUUCCAACAAGCACAACAAAGGAAAUGAUAACAGGAAAUACAAGUGAACUCUGGUCAAAUACAUAAUCUCUUCAAAUAUGUGUUAAAAUAUAGAAGAACAGUUGAGACAUACUGUGUCAUGUUAAAGCGUAUAUUCAUCUGGUCGUAUAUUUUUUAAAUAAAAUAUCAU
This is a messenger RNA of Mytilus trossulus (common blue mussel), 1522 nucleotides long. Its product is annotated as synaptogenesis protein syg-2-like. Lineage: Eukaryota; Metazoa; Mollusca; Bivalvia; Mytilida; Mytilidae. The transcript has 7 exons. Gene Ontology annotation, cellular component: membrane. The record is from RefSeq and is a predicted model, not a curated record. Bases 193 to 1419 code for a protein of 408 amino acids.